AUGAUGGCUUCCACCGAUUCUGCAACACGCAUUUGCUAUUCCACAACUCCAAAACGCGGUUUACUUGAUUACCUGCCUACCUACGAGAUCGGUAAUUCUUAUUGUGGUUUCGCAGAACCAUUCCAUAACACAUCGGUAAAAAAACAGCUCUCUCACGCCGGGCCCUUUUGCGCUUUUAGCAACUGUCCAAUAAAGAGGCUGAACUCAACAUGUCGUAAAGUCGGUGGCGGUGAUAUGUCCGGUCUGUGUCCACUCAACUGGUCGGCCUACUCGGACAAGAAAGUGACAAUUACCACAAAACGGUCGAAGCGGUCAAGCCUUGGCCGUGUUUUAAUUAACGCAAAGCGCAAGGGACUCGUUAAACACGACUUGAAGCGUCAACUCCGCACUGAAUUGCCUCGGCCAAAAGCGAGCGUUCAAACUAGCGUCAUUGAUUGCCUUGCCGAGGAAAAAGACGGGCUCAGUCUGGCCCCGAAUUAG
Mesocestoides corti is the source of this 480-nucleotide messenger RNA. The record is from the annotation of a GenBank genome assembly. NCBI's taxonomy places the organism in Eukaryota, Metazoa, Platyhelminthes, Cestoda, Cyclophyllidea, Mesocestoididae.